This is a messenger RNA of Lineus longissimus, 1591 nucleotides long. RefSeq names its product NADH dehydrogenase [ubiquinone] 1 alpha subcomplex subunit 9, mitochondrial-like. Gene Ontology annotation, molecular function: protein-containing complex binding. The record is from RefSeq and is a predicted model, not a curated record. Bases 38 to 1192 code for a protein of 384 amino acids. Gene Ontology annotation, cellular component: mitochondrion. The transcript has 9 exons. Lineage: Eukaryota; Metazoa; Nemertea; Pilidiophora; Heteronemertea; Lineidae.
CUCAUCCGGCUCGCCCUCUGGCGGUCACCUUCAGAAGAUGGCGGCUCUGGUCGUAUCAAAAUUUGGCCGAAUUGGCCGAAAGCAGGUGACUCCAAUACUUGGUGUUGUCGGAAUCUGCAAACGUCACAAGUCACAUACAUUAACCAACUACAAGAGAGGAACUGGUGGACGGUCUUCCUUCAGUGGAACUGUCGCAACUGUCUUUGGAGCGUCUGGGUAUCUUGGAGGAGACAUAGUCAAUAGGCUGGGAAAGACUGGUUCCCAAGUGAUCGUCCCAUACCGAGCUGAUCCAUAUGAAGUUCAGAGGCUGAGACUCUGUGGUGAUUUAGGACAGAUUCUUUUCUAUCCUAUCCAUUUGCAAGAUGAAGCAGCUAUCAAGAGAUGCAUGAAGUACUCCAAUGUUGUGAUCAACCUGAUUGGUCGUGAGUGGGAGACAAAGAAUUUCAAAUUCGAUGAUGUUCAUGUGGACGGUGCACGCCUGAUUGCCAAGUGUGCCAGAGAGGCAGGAGUGGAGAAACUUCUUCACAUGUCAGCCCUGAACGCCAGCGAGAAUCCCCAGAAGAUCUACUUGAAGAAGGGCUCUCAGUUCCUCGCAUCCAAAGCACGCGGAGAAGAUGCCGUUCGAGAGGAGUUUCCCGACGCCAUUGUUUUCAGGCCGUCUGACAUUUUCGGCGGUUAUGACAAAUUUGUCACUUAUUAUGCUAAGUGGUGGAGAAGAAGUGGAAAUCGCAUCCCGAUGUGGAGGAAGGGAAUGGAAACAAUCAAACAGCCUGUUUUCAGAGGGGACGUAGCCACGGGCAUUGUUAAUGCCAUCCAGGACCCAGACGCUGUCGGCAAGACCUUUGAUAUCGUUGGGCCUCACCGAUACUAUCUUGGCGAUCUAGUUCAGUUCUUCUAUCGCUGCUUGAGGAACGACUACGCAAAGAUUUCGUUUAUGGAUCCAAUCUUCAGAGCCAAGGUCCGAUGGAUGACGUACGCCCCAGCCACUCCAAUCAUGACUUGGGAGAAAAUUGAACGGGAAUUCAUCACCGAUAUGACAAUGGAGAAUCCAACGCUAGAAGACCUUGGAGUCAAACUUACACGGAUAGAGGACCGAGCAAUUUUCGAUCUGAAGCCCAUGCGUCUUUACAACUAUUACGAAGAGAAAUUAGGAGAAUUUGCUCCACCCUCGUGGCCACCGGUCCUUGCAUGAUCGGUCUGGUGCCAUAGAACAAUAAUUCUUAGAGACUUCUGUGUGCUACAAUUAAAGGGGGGCUAUAGGCAGGAGCAAGGGGGUCUGAUUUGUGGUCUCCAUGUGACCAAUUUGCGCUGGAGGGGAGCUGGGUCUUCAUCGACUCUGUGAUGAAGAGUCUUGCAUCCUGUAUGAAUAGUGCUGAUAUGCUGCAGGAUCCUAAAGACCAGCCAUCUCCCCCAUUUUUUCUGUGGGAGUUAACACAGCUCCGAACUUAUUUAAAACAUGGACAAUUAUCAAAAUUCAACACCAGGGUACCCUUGAUCCUGAAUUGAUGUGUAAGAACCAUUUGUUUGAAUGGGCACUGAGGUAUUGUUAUUGUAAAUAAAUUUAUUGUGUAGAUUUAAGAAUUUGUUCAAU